GCCGCGCGUUUUAUCAUGUGUGUCUGUGACUCUGUUAUAUUAUGAGUAUGGGAUUGGGAUUUUCGUCAGUUGAGGAAGGAAUUUUAACCCAGUUAACAAGAUUUUCAGUUCGGAGUUCGGACAACAGGAGCAUUGUAGCGACUUGUUCAAUUACAAUUUACAAUUCAUGUCGUUACUACUGAGAUUCUGGCCAGGUUCAAUUGCAAUUCAGAAACCUCAGACAAGAUUAUCGCCGAGAUUCUUCGAUCCUUCUCAAAGAUACACUCCAUGCAAGAGCUCCUGGAAUUUCUGUUCUUGCCUGAAGCCGAAUCAGCAAAAUAGAGCACAUUUCAAAUCUUCUUCGGUCCCCCGAGAUUCCCCCCUUUCUGGAAUGGAGGAUGCUUUGAUGGGCUAUCUCUUUGGCAAGAAGAGGGCAACGGACGUUGCUCACAUGGUAUGGAAGCAUGUUGUCCAGAAAGGGGAUACAGUUGUUGAUGCCACUUGUGGCAAUGGUUAUGACACCUUGGCAAUGCUCAAAUUGGUUGCUCAUGGUUCAAAUAAGGGUUUCGUUUAUGCAUUGGACAUUCAGAAAGAUGCUUUGGAUAUGACUUCAUCCUGGCUGGACAAAUCCCUUGAUCCAACUGAGAAACAACUUAUCAAGCUCUUCAACAUCUGCCAUAGUAAAAUGGAGGAAGUGAUUCCAACAAAUGCAUCUGUUAGGCUUGUUGCUUUCAACUUAGGUUAUCUUCCUGGUGGUGACAAAGAAAUAAUAACAAGAUCAGAGACAACAUUACUAGCACUGGAAGCUGCCAAGAGAAUUUUAAUGCCAGGAGGGCUUAUCAGCAUAGUGGUCUAUGUGGGGCACCCUGGAGGAUGGGAAGAAUUGAAAAGUAUUGAAGCUUUUGCUGCUAGACUGUCUACUGAGGAUUGGAUCUGCUGUAAGCUCCAGAUGCUAAACCGACCAUCUGCUCCAAUGCCCAUUUUCUUAUUCAAAAGAUAAUGCAAAAAUGUCUGUUCUGGUAUCUUUCUUUCUUUCUUUUUUUUUUUUUUAAAUGAAAUAUUCACCUUCGCUAGCCGUUUAGAUGUGUCCUUUUCUGAUUUCUUGUUUGAAAGAACAUUAAUUUUUGUCUGAGCUCCUCUGCCAGGGAUUGAAUUACAUGUGUAAUUGGAAAUUAAUUUAAUGAGGCCUUAGCUUAA
Prosopis cineraria is the source of this 1176-nucleotide messenger RNA. RefSeq lists its product as uncharacterized. The coding region runs from base 167 to 979 and encodes 270 amino acids. The record is from RefSeq and is a predicted model, not a curated record. NCBI's taxonomy places the organism in Eukaryota, Viridiplantae, Streptophyta, Magnoliopsida, Fabales, Fabaceae. The transcript is spliced from 6 exons.